GCUUGUCGAAUCGAAAGCUUUUCGAGGGCUGGAAGAAAAAAAGGAAAGAAACCCUAGAAAGAGAAACCGUCCAUUCUUGUAUUAGGGCAAAAUCGCCGCUUCUGGUUUCUUCGAUUUGUGGAUAGUCGGCUUCAGCUCACCAAAUUCUCGGCUAUCGGACGAGAAACCCUAGUGUGCUCUCUGUCUUCGAAACCUCGUACGGCUCUGUCCAUGGCACCGAAGCGGCCAACCCCGAUCGAGAAUCCACCUGCCGCGUCUUCGAGUGAAGAAGAAACUGAAGAAGAGUAUUCAUCAGAGGAGGAGGAUCCUGAGGAGGAGCCGGAUCGUAACGAGAAGAAAGAGGAUUUAGCCUCUGAUGACGAAGACGAUGAAGACGACGACGACUCUCCGGUGAUGAAGAAGCCAGAGACUACAGCUCCGGUGGUGGUGACAAAUUUGAACCAUAAGCCAGAAGCUUCGGAGUCUGAAGCCGAUUCCGGUUCGCAGACGGAUUCGGAGUCGGAAUCCGAGCAUGAGAGAACCGACAACAAAGCUGUGAAGCCUGUCGUGAACAAGUCAAUGGUAGAGAUUCCUGUGUCUCAGAAACUCGGGUCUACCGUGUUGGGUUUGCCGGCGAAUUCCACGGCCAAGCGCCCCUCGACUGUGUUGGGGAAAGAGGGGAAUAAAUCAAAGCGGGCGAAGAUGCUGGAAGAAGAGAAAAAGCCCGAAGGCAGCGAAAGCAAGAGAACAGGAGAGGAUACCAAGAAGCAGCUGUUUCAGAGAUUGUUCAGCGAGGAUGACGAGAUUGCUUUACUACAAGGUAUUCUUGAAUUCACAGCUAGUAAAGGGGACCCUUAUGGUCAUAUGGAUGCAUUCUACGAAUUUGUGAAGAAGUCUAUCAAUUUUAAGGCUAGUAAAGCCCAGUUGUUUGAUAAGAUCAGGAGAUUGAGGAGGAAGUUUGAAAAAUCGGUGAAGAAGUCAGUUAAGUUGGGAAAGAGCGGAGAAGACCGCAUAUUUCCAAAGGCUCAUGACCAAAAGGCCUUUGAUUUGUGGAAGAAGAUAUGGGGUAGCGAUGGAGCUCUGCAAUCCGCGCAGAAAUCAGCCAAGUCGAAGAAGAAUAAGGGAGGAAGCUCCAAAGCUGAGGUUUUUGCAGGCAGCAGGUUGUUUGAUUCUCCUCCUAAGAGGGGAGAUGCGAAGAGGGAAGAAGAUAAGGAGGUUGUGAAUAAUUUUGAGGCCAUUACAGGCAGAGAUAUGGCAUCGUUGUUGAAAGUGGAGAAUGUUAGUGCGUUUAAUGAGCUUGCGGUGAUGGAAGGUUGGGAUAUGGUCGACGGAGCAAAGAAGAGAGAAUUGGAAGAGAAGUGGAAGAAGAUCCAGGCUGGACAGAUGGAACUGCUUUUGCAGCGGAACGAGUUCAUUGGUGAGGCGGCAAGGCUGAUAUUCGAGGCAGUGAAGGCAAAUGUGGCUGGUUUCGGCCAUUAGGUAUAAAUGGUGAUAUAUCUGUGAUGUUUUGUAGUAUCCGGCUAAAAUGGGUUUGUCUAAGGGUAGACCCUUGAGACCGUUUAGAUUAAUUUGUCACUGAACUAUUUGCUUAUGAAACUGAUGCCCUGAUGUUGUUGCUUCUUACUUUCUCUAUUGUCUAAUCUGAGUUUUGGGCCUGAUGGUUUCUAAUUCUAGGUUGAAUUAUAUA
Messenger RNA from Tarenaya hassleriana, 1666 nucleotides. Its product is annotated as GLABROUS1 enhancer-binding protein-like. Gene Ontology annotation, cellular component: nucleus. Bases 211 to 1458 code for a protein of 415 amino acids. Gene Ontology annotation, biological process: regulation of DNA-templated transcription. NCBI's taxonomy places the organism in Eukaryota, Viridiplantae, Streptophyta, Magnoliopsida, Brassicales, Cleomaceae. The record is from RefSeq and is a predicted model, not a curated record. The transcript has a single exon.